AUGCAAAGUAGACUUCUCCAAGGGACUUUCCUGUCUCGUACAACCAUCCAUAGAACCUUUCCUCCAGUAAAAGUCAUUUCUAGCUAUUUCCGACCAUCACUUUAUCCUAAAUAUCCUCGAUUUUCAACAAGGCAUCAGUCACAAAAUCAUACAACACAAAAAAAUCACAAAUUGUGGAAUCGUUGUCUGAAACUUGCCGGGAAGCAGGCAGAGAAGUUUAAAAACAAACCAUUUUCUUAUGUGAUUGCAUUUUUAUUCCUUCAUGAAAUAACUGCUAUUUUACCUCUUCCAGUGUUUUUCUUAUUGUUUCACUCCCUUGAUUGGAUACCUCCUGGUUUGCCUGUCGAGUAUUUAGAUAAAGGAUCUGGCGUCGCAUCCAGAAUUUUCGAAAAAAUGGGAUACAAUCUACCCAUCGAGCAAGUUUCUAAAGUCUUAAUUGAUGGUGCUGCUGCUUAUGCCUGUGUAAAGGUAUGUGUCGUCGCUUAG
Schizosaccharomyces cryophilus OY26 is the source of this 486-nucleotide messenger RNA. RefSeq lists its product as uncharacterized. Lineage: Eukaryota; Fungi; Ascomycota; Schizosaccharomycetes; Schizosaccharomycetales; Schizosaccharomycetaceae. The record is from RefSeq and is a predicted model, not a curated record. Gene Ontology annotation, cellular component: mitochondrion. The transcript has a single exon. The coding region runs from base 1 to 486 and encodes 161 amino acids.